AGACCCUUCCAGAGGCCCGCUGCGGCGGGCCGGGCGCGCCCGCCCCGCCGCCGUCCCCCCCCCGGGGGACCCUCUGCUCGCCCGGCGAUGGCGGCGCACUCCGUGCUUGCCCGGGCUGGGCGGCAGCGGCGGCGGCUCGUGGCGCCGCGGGGCGCCGCGCCCGCGGCGAUCGCCCUGGGCCUCGCGGGCCUCUCCGCGGGCUUCUCCGCGCUGCCUCUGCGGGCGCUGCGGCCCGCGGGCGCUGGGACUCCGAGGCAUCCGCGAAGCCCUCGCUGCAGGGUCGCGGCGCGCGUCAGCCACAGGGUGACGCUGGAGAUGCCUGGGGGCAAGGUGGUCGAGUUCGACUGCCCGGAGACGAGCACGAUCCUCGGUGAGGCAGAAGAGCUGGGCUACGAGCUCCCGUACUCCUGCCUCACCGGCCAGUGCUCGGUGUGCACUGGAAGGGUCCUCGACGGCGGCGAGGUCGACCAGUCUAAGCAGACGUUCUUGACGGAAGAGCAGGUUGAGGACAGCUACGUCCUGACGUGUGUCUGCUACCCCAGGUCCGACGUCAGGCUCCAGACUCACUGCGACAGCGACGUGGCCGCCUUCAAGGCCUUCGAGGGUGGCUGGUGCCUCGUCGUGGCCCAGAGGCAGCUGCGCACCGCUUCGUGCCUUCGCGUCGCCGCUGACAGCAACCGCGCGUGCCUCAUAGACACCUGCGGCCGCUGUAGAGAGGUCCGCUGGGGCCUGGCUCGGUCGCUCCGAUUUCUGCCCCCCGUGGGUAUAGUGGCGCUUUCGUUCUGA
Messenger RNA from Prorocentrum cordatum, 786 nucleotides. The record is from the annotation of a GenBank genome assembly. Lineage: Eukaryota; Dinophyceae; Prorocentrales; Prorocentraceae.